AUGGAGCUCCCACCUAUGACCCUAUGGGCAUUUUGGUCAUUUCUCCUUGUCUCUUCCACUCACGUUCCAUCUUUCUUCGGAUCUGCCGCUCACUUCUCCAACGAAACCAAUCACCUUGCUUUGCUCCACUUUAAAGAUCUGAUAACCGACGAUCCUCUCCAUUCGUUGAGCUCAUGGAACCAUACUCUCCACUUCUGUCGCUGGCAAGGAGUCACAUGCGGUGGUCGCCGCCAUCCUCAAAGGGUCACUGCCUUGAUCCUCACAAACAAUAACUUGGUGGGCCCCAUUUCUCCCUUCAUAGGGAACCUCACCUUCCUCAAGAGAAUCGAUCUCGCAAACAACAGCUUCAGCGGACCGAUUCCUGAACAGAUGGGCCAAUUGUUCCGCUUGCGGUUUCUCGCUCUGCAUAAUAACACACUCACUGGAGAAAUUCCAACAAAUCUGACCUACUGUUCAAAACUCGAAUUCCUUUAUCUUUCCCGGAAUCGGUUGUCAGGGAGAAUUCCAACUGAGAUUGGCUCUCUAUCGAAACUCACUGAAUUGAUUCUUGGUAAGAACAAUCUUACCGGAAGCAUCCCACUUUCACUUGGAAACCUUUCGUCUCUCUCUUUCCUUUAUCUCACAACAAACAGUCUGGAUGGCAGCAUACCAGAUGACCUUGGUCGGUUGGCAAGCUUAGAGCAGUUUCACAUUGGUGAAAAUGAACUGUCAGGUAGGAUUCCACCCCAGCUAUACAAUCUCUCCUCUAUUAGGGUUUUGGACGUGGGAUUGAACAGAUUGCACGGAAACCUUCCUCCUAACUUAGGCCUCACUCUUCCUAAUCUCCAAGAGCUUUACGCUGGAACAAACCAAUUCACAGGACCCAUACCAAUUUCAUUAUCCAAUGCUUCAGGACUUGUAAAUAUUGACCUUGAUAGCAAUAGCUUUAGCGGAUCUAUACCUACUAAUUUUGGAAGCCUCGAGGGUCUGUCCAAUUUACUUUUGUGGGAUAAUAAACUUGGAAUUGGAAAAUCUCAUGACUUGAUUUUUCUCGAUUCUUUGACCAAUUGCAGUAGCUUACGAGCUGUGCAGGUAGCCAGUAAUCAUCUCAGCGGUGCGUUGCCCGACUCCAUGUCUAAUAUUUCGACCCAACUGACUUCGCUUAGUUUGGGAGAUAACAAAAUAUUCGGAAGCAUCCCAUCUGGGAUUCAGAAUCUUGUGGACUUAACAGUACUGGAUAUGGGGAAUAACUUUUUAACAGGUACUAUUCCCAUUGGUAUUGGGAAACUUAACAAGGCAGGAAUGCUUUUCUUUUAUGCAAAUGAAUUAUCAGGGAAAAUUCCGUCUUCCUUGGGCAACAUCUCCCAAUUGUUCGUACUCAGUUUAUAUGAAAACAAUCUAUCAGGGAGCAUACCUUCAACUAUUGGUAAUUGUAAAAACCUGCAAUUCAUAUACCUCGACAGUAAUAAGUUUAGCAGUAGCUUACCCAAACAACUUUUCAUCUUUCAAUCUUUGAUUUAUCUUGACAUUGGAAAUAACUCUUUUACCGAUAGUUUGCCACUCGAAGUUGGUUACUUGAAAACUCUCUCGUCAUUACGUGUUUCAAAUAACAAAUUGUCAGGAGAAAUUCCAAGCUCGCUAGGCAAUUGUCUCAGCCUAGAGUAUCUCUCGUUGGAUGGAAACUUCUUUCAAGAAUCAAUUCCUCCAACAUUUAGUACUCUAAGAGGCCUUCGAUACCUGGAUCUUUCAGGCAACAACCUAUCUGGAGAGAUUCCAAAAUAUCUGGAGAAGCUUGCUCUAGAGUAUCUAAAUCUAUCCUUCAAUAAUUUUGAGGGUGAAUUACCGAAACAAGGGGUCUUCGGAAAUGCCAGUCAAGUUUCAGUGCUCGGAAAUAAUAAGCUUUGUGGGGGUAUUCCAGAAUUAAAUUUGCCUCAAUGCUCUAGCCAAGCUUCCAAGAAACGGAGAAAGUCUCUUGCAUCCAAAGUAAAAAUCUCAGUUGUUGUUGUUGUCCUGUUCCUUAUGUUAGUAUCAUGCAUCUUUGCCACUCUUUAUUGGCUAAGAAAGUCAAGAAGGAAACCUGUUGAUGUGCCUUCUGCGGAGGAUCAUUUCGUCACCAUGUCUUAUGCGGAACUCUUUAAAGCGACAGAUGGCUUCUCUUCUGCCAAUUUGGUCGGCACUGGAAGUUUUGGCGCUGUAUAUAAAGGGGCUCUAGAUCGUGAUGGAACUAUGGUAGCAGUGAAAGUCUUCAAUCUUCAACAAGAAGGAGCUCUGAGGAGCUUCAUGGCUGAAUGCGAAGCCUUAAAAAACAUUAGACAUCGGAAUCUUGUUAAGAUCUUAACUUGCUGUGUAAGCAUUGAUUUCAAGGGCAAUGAUUUUAAAGCUCUAGUUUAUGAGUACAUGCCCAAUGAAAGUCUAGACAAGUGGUUGUACAAAGAUGGUCAUGAGUAG
Molecule: messenger RNA, 2427 nt
Organism: Magnolia sinica
Lineage: Eukaryota; Viridiplantae; Streptophyta; Magnoliopsida; Magnoliales; Magnoliaceae
Product: putative receptor-like protein kinase At3g47110
Exons: 1
Coding region: 1-2427 (808 amino acids)
Biological process (GO): protein phosphorylation
Molecular function (GO): protein kinase activity; protein binding; ATP binding
Source: RefSeq, a predicted model, not a curated record